Molecule: messenger RNA, 1577 nt
Organism: Dermatophagoides pteronyssinus (European house dust mite)
Lineage: Eukaryota; Metazoa; Arthropoda; Arachnida; Sarcoptiformes; Pyroglyphidae
Product: abl interactor 2-like
Biological process (GO): neuron migration
Cellular component (GO): lamellipodium; actin-based cell projection; SCAR complex
Molecular function (GO): signaling adaptor activity; SH3 domain binding
Source: RefSeq, a predicted model, not a curated record
AUUGCAAUGCAAAUACGCUCAACAUCAUUACUGUUUUAAAUUUCUCUCUUUUUGGUAAUUCGCAAUUCAAGCUCACAUUUUCUCAAAAAUUAAACUAAAUAAGAAUGACGGGCAAAGUAAAUCAAAAUGAUUCGAAAACGAUAACAAAAUCAUCAUCAAUUGAAUCAAAUCAUAAUAAUGAAGAUGAUGAUGAUAAUAAAGAAGAUGAUUCAAAACAUUUGAAACAAACAAAUCAAGCAUUAAAAUCAUUGCUCAAUCAACAUUUACCGGAAAAUCAACAAUCGUUAAAAGAUUCACAAAUUAAUUUGGACAAAAUUGCCAACUAUUGUGAUUCAAAUUAUUUUCAAAACGAUAAUCAAGACGAAGCAUUUACUGUUACAAAGAAUUAUACACAACAAGCAUUGGCAUCGAUUGCAAGUCAAAUAUAUUCAUAUGCAUCGAAUAUUCAGUCAACGAUCAAUUUAUUGGAACAACAAUUCGAUUCAUUAGAAUCACAAACUCGUAAUAUUGGACGAAAAAUACAGCUUAACAAUGAAAAAUGUUCAAGACGUGAAAUUGGUCGAUUAACAAAAUCAAAAAGAUUGAUUGUACAACCACCGGUUAUUUAUCCUGAACGGCCAAAAAUACGAACAACAUAUAAAUAUCAACAGGAUUCGAUCGAUUUUAGUUCAUUAGAUAAUGUAGGUGUUGCAUACAAAAUUCAUCAACAACAUGACAAAUCCAAUACAUUCGAUAAUCGUUCAAUGCUACCGACGAUAAAAUCGGCAACACUUCGACCAUCUAAAUCAUCGAAUCUUUCAUCUAUAAUUGCUUCACAACCAUCAUCAUUAUCGUCAUCAUCAUCAUCAUCACAAUCAAACACUGGUCAAUCAUCAUUGUUAGCUACAAAUGAAGCUAUUAUGUAUGGACGUACUACUAAUAAUACAUUAAUAUCAACUAUUCGACCAUCAACGCCACCGACUUCAGGUGCUGGUAUGUUUAACAGUUUGGCACGUCAUUCCAAAGAUUCAUAUCGUUCUGGUAUGGGCUUUCAUCAUCAUCAUCCAACUCCGUUGGUAAUUCCACCGCCACAAGUUCCUCCAAAUUAUGCUUCAAAUAAACAGGAUUUACAAACACAACCACAGCCACAAUUAUCAACGAAAUCUUGCGUUCAACAUCAACAACAAGAUGUAUCAACAACAGGGAACAACAAUGAUAAACCAAAUACAGCCAAUGAUAAAUCAUCAUCACAACAAACAGAACAGGUAAAAAUAGAAAGAUCAUUAGUAUUGGAUAAGGUCGAAACUUCGGUCGGUUCAUCUUCACCUGCCAGUCAAGAUUGGAUUCCAUCAAAUUACCUUGAAAAAGUUGUAGCCAUCUAUGAUUAUACAGCGGAUAAAGAUGAUGAACUAUCAUUUCAGGAAAAUUCACUUAUCUAUGUUAUACGUAAAAACGAAGAUGGUUGGUGGGAAGGUGUAUUGAAUGGUAUUACUGGUUUAUUUCCAGGAAAUUAUGUUGAACCAUGUUUGUGAUCAAUGAUUAUGUUGAUGAUGAUCACACAUUCCUUAGUUCUUAUGAUAAUCGUUAAAAAAAAUGUU